AUGGACCGUCAAUUGGUUCUGAGUUGGUGGCUCUGCUUUUGUCUUUUGAGCCCUGUUAGUGCUGCUGCUGCUGCUGACACUGGAACGAACCUCUUUACGGUGGAUAGCAAUGGAGUGGGUUUGGCUCUGUUGGAAUCGGUGCUUGAGGCACUGAAUGUCUCUAGCCUCAAUCUGGUCAAUAGUGCGGCUUGGCCUCCCUUUGCAGUGCCAGCAACGCAGCAGACUUACGAUUACAUAGUCAUUGGAGCUGGCAGUGCGGGAUCUAUAGUGGCAAGUCGUCUCAGUGAACGGGCCAAUGUCAGUGUGCUACUUGUGGAGGCAGGGGAACUGCCACCCUUGGAGUCGGAGAUCUUCAAUCUGAGUCCCACACUGCAUAAGGAUGAGAGAUAUAUGUACUUGGAUGAGGCAGAACCGAAUUCGAAUUGCUGCCAGGCAAUGGAAGCGCCUCAUGGCUGCUGCUGGUGGCAUGGACGAAUGAUGGGCGGCACGGGAGCCAUUAAUGGUAACUUCUUUGUACCAGGAAGUGAACAUAAUUUCCAGCAUUGGUAUGCCGAUCUCAAGCUAACCGAAUGGAAUUGGCCUCGCGUACGUAUGGUCUAUCGAAAAUUGCUGGCCGAACUUAAGUUGACGUAUUUCCCCUUGGACAAGUUAACCGAGAAGAUAUCCACUAUGGUCUAUGCUGCAGCAGCCGAAAUGGGAGUGCCGCGCAUGAAGCAACCACUUGUAGCAGGCUCUAGCUUUGGCUAUACUCAUCACGUGCCUGUGACCAUUAACGAGGGAAGACGGGCGAGUAGCGCACGUCUCUAUUUGGCCAAUGAAAACGUGUCGAAGCGGAAGAAUUUACAUGUCCUUCGUGGGGCCCAGGCCCAGCGAGUGUUGCUCAAUAAGGAGGCUAGUCUGGCGACAGGCAUCAGUUACUCUCUGAGUGGUUCAAACCUUACAGCUUGGGCACGCCGUGAAGUCGUUGUCAGUGCUGGGACAAUUAACUCGGCAAAGCUUCUUCUCUUAUCUGGCAUCGGGCCAAGCGCUCAUCUGAAAGAAGUGGGCAUAAAACCGCAGAAGGAUUUGCCAGUGGGUGAAAAUCUUCAUGACCAUGGCAUGUUGCCUCUUUAUUUACGUUUCAGCGACUCGAAUCAGUGUGCCAUCAAUAGCAGCAGCUUGGCCAUAAGUAAUCCAUAUGCCCCAUUCUCAUUGGCCCAAUAUCUGCUGGAUGGGCAGAGUGGAAGUUUGGCCUCAGGAUUCUCCAUGAUGGGCUUCAUCAAUUCCAGCUCCCCGCAAAGUAGCUUCAUCCAGCCCGAUAUCCAUAUCGUUGCCCACACUUUCAUGGCUCGCGGUGGUAGUGGUAGCUUUGGCUAUUUGGGCUUUGAGCCGGAUCUCAUUGAGGCCCAGCAAACGGUUCUUAAGGAAACGGAUCUUCUUCAAAUAAUGGGUUCCUUGCUCUUGCCCAAAUCACGUGGUACUGUCCUCCUACGGAACUCCAACUCCUCGAGUAUGCCUCGAAUUCUCAACAACUAUGGCCAAGCACAGGAAGAUCGUGAUACGUUAUUGCGUUUUGUGCGCUAUAUCCAGAAAUUGAGUAAGACACGUUCGUUUCGCCGCUGUGGACUGAAACUCUGGCUGCCUCCUUUGGCGGAAUGUGAUCAAUUGGCCCCCGAUUCGAAUGACUAUUGGUUAUGCUAUAUACGGUAUUUCUAUAUAGGAAGUUGGCAUGCGGUUGGCACCUGUCGCAUGGCUGCGGAUGAUGAUUCUCGUGGUGUGGUCGAUUCCAGAUUACGGGUGCGGGGCAUUCGAGGAUUAAGGGUGGCUGAUGCCAGCAUAAUGCCAGAUAUCACGGCGGGCAAUACAAAUGGACCAACUAUGAUGAUUGCAGAACAGGCAGCCAGUAUGAUACAAGAGGAUCAAGAUUUGCCAUAAGAAAUAAAGCUAAACAUUGUAUGCCCAAAAGUAGGCAAUGCCAUUUUAAAAUUAACUAUCUUGGUUCUGGCCCGAAACAAAAUAAACAAGUCUUAUCUAAAUGCACCUUUUAGCAAAUGUUUGGGAUAAGAUAUAACCAAGAUAUACUAUAAUUAAACACACAAUUUAGCGGCUA
This is a messenger RNA of Drosophila willistoni, 2089 nucleotides long. Its product is annotated as glucose dehydrogenase [FAD, quinone]. The coding region runs from base 1 to 1914 and encodes 637 amino acids. Gene Ontology annotation, molecular function: flavin adenine dinucleotide binding; ecdysone oxidase activity. NCBI's taxonomy places the organism in Eukaryota, Metazoa, Arthropoda, Insecta, Diptera, Drosophilidae. The transcript has a single exon. The record is from RefSeq and is a predicted model, not a curated record.